AUGAGUUAUCUGCGCAAUCUUUUUGGCCUAGGGGCUGCCGUUGGGUUCGGCUACUGGAAUGCCACAUACGCUUUAAGGCCUGCAUUUGAAGAGGAGCAAAAGAAGAGGCAAGCUAGAGAAGCUGAAGAAUUAGCACUUGCUGCAGCGAAGGGUUCAGCAGCGAAUGCCUCUAAUCCUAUAGAGCAGGGGCCACACCCAAGCCAUGACCCCAAAGGACAACAGAGGCUCUCAAACAACACGAUUUAG
This is a messenger RNA of Pseudomassariella vexata, 246 nucleotides long. RefSeq lists its product as uncharacterized. The record is from RefSeq and is a predicted model, not a curated record. The transcript has 3 exons. NCBI's taxonomy places the organism in Eukaryota, Fungi, Ascomycota, Sordariomycetes, Amphisphaeriales, Pseudomassariaceae. Bases 1 to 246 code for a protein of 81 amino acids.